This is a messenger RNA of Cotesia glomerata, 2529 nucleotides long. It is a transcript of the gene Hex-A, whose product is annotated as hexokinase type 2. Gene Ontology annotation, molecular function: mannokinase activity; fructokinase activity; D-glucose binding. The transcript has 6 exons. Gene Ontology annotation, biological process: glycolytic process; intracellular glucose homeostasis; glucose 6-phosphate metabolic process. Gene Ontology annotation, cellular component: cytosol; mitochondrion. NCBI's taxonomy places the organism in Eukaryota, Metazoa, Arthropoda, Insecta, Hymenoptera, Braconidae. The record is from RefSeq and is a predicted model, not a curated record. The coding region runs from base 342 to 1715 and encodes 457 amino acids.
UGUUCAGCUUAACACAUCACAGUCACCGUUGGUCUUUCAGAUAUUUAACUCUUGUCUGCAAAUAAUAAAUUGAUUUUAAAAUAUUUUAACUAAUUUAUCAACAAGUACUGGAGGUUUUUUGAAAAUACUCCAAAGUUUUGUUCUGCCUGGAUAAUUAAAUUGCGUUUUAAUUUUUUUUUAUUAAAAAAAUUGGAGUAUUUAAAUAAUUGCAUCACUCUGGGUAUUGAACCGGGUUGUUAAAAUAAUUUUAAAAUUGCCCACUGAAGUAUUGCUUCUUGAGUUCAUUGAUCUUCGUCAUUUUUGGAGGGAUUUAAUUAUAUUAAUUAGUCAAUAACGUGCUGAUGAAGAUGAAGACUGCUCCCACAAAUCUGGAAAGUCUGGUUAAGCCGGAGGUAAAAGAGGCUUGCAAAGAGCUUGUCCUAACAGACGAGCAGCUUCGAACGUUAAUGAAAAGCUUGCAUCAAGAGAUACAGCGCGGGUUAAAUAAAGAAACUCAUGAAGAAGCUAUUGUCAGAUGCUACCCGACUUACGUCCAGGAUCUUCCCAAUGGAACUGAGAAGGGACAUUUUCUGGCUCUGGAUCUCGGCGGUACUAAUUUCCGAGUCCUGCUGAUUUCGCUAGACUACACGAACUUCGACAUGAAGAGUAAAAUCUACGCGAUCCCACAGUCGCUUAUGCUGGGAUCUGGAACACAAUUGUUCGAUCACAUCGCUCAGUGUCUCGCGCUCUUCGUCAAGGAUUUGAAGCUGGAGAAAGAAAUCCUACCACUUGGUUUUACCUUCAGCUUUCCUUGCAGUCAGUAUGGAUUGACUAAAGGAGUGUUGGUAAGGUGGACCAAAGGGUUCAACUGCAGCGGAGUUGUUGGUGAGGACGUCGUAGCUUUGCUUGAAGCUGCUAUUGCUAAAAGAAAUGAUGUCAGAAUUGAUGUCUGUGGUAUCUUAAACGAUACAACUGGAACUCUGAUGUCUUGCGCAUGGAAGAACCACAACUGUAAAAUCGGGCUGAUUGUUGGAACAGGAAGCAACGCUUGCUACGUUGAAAAAACCAAAAAUGUUGCAGCAGCAGUUCCCGGUAACUUCAAUGAAAAUAAAGAGCACAUGCUGAUCAACACUGAGUGGGGUGCGAUGGGUGAGCGCGGAACCCUGGACUUUGUCGUCACUGAGUUCGACAGAGCCAUCGACGAGAACUCUAUUAAUCCUGGCACUCAAAUCUACGAGAAAAUGAUCUCUGGAAUGUACAUGGGAGAGCUGGCUAGGCUGGUUCUCGAGAAGCUUAUUGAUACCGGUCUCUUGUUUGAAGGCAAGUGUCCGCCGGAUUUGAAAAAGCGGGGAAAAUUCUUCACUAAAUAUGUCUCGGAAAUUGAAGCAGAUCCAAAAGGCAAAUACACAAACUGCCGAGAAGUCUUAGCAGAGCUCGGUAUCAGUAACGCAAAUGACCAAGACUGUGAAAACGUAAGAUACGUUUGCUCAGUAGUCUCGAGAAGAGCAGCUCACCUUGCUAGUGCGGGUAUUGCAUGCUUGCUGAAUAAAAUCGGAGAGAACAACGUUACUGUUGGAAUUGACGGAUCAGUUUAUCGAUUCCACCCUCACUUCCAUGAUCUAAUGACAGAAAAAAUUGGCCAGUUACAAAAUUACACGUUUGACCUGAUGUUAUCAGAAGACGGAAGUGGUCGUGGAGCGGCUCUGGUAGCAGCAGUAGCCGCGCAAAAACGGUGAAAAAAAUGAUCGGCUAUAAAAAAAUUUAUUUUAGAAUAAUUAAUAAAAUUAAAGUGCGAAUUUCAUAAUUAAAUUUAACAACAGAAAUAAUAACGAUAAUAAUAAGAUUAAUUAUUAAUUAUUAUUAUUAUAUAUAUAUAAAAAAAUAUAUAUUGACACUUCUUUUGUACAUAGAGCACAAAAAGAUACGUUUUGCCUAAAUAGAUCGUUGAUACGAAUUUAUUAGGCUCUUGUUUCUAUUUAAUUAAUCCAUCUUACUCUUUGAAUUAUUGAUUAAUUUUUAACGAGUAAGACAAAGAUAAUUAACGUGCCCAUAAAUGGAUUAACGAGAUUGUUUAUUUAUUUUAAAAUAGCUUUCUCGCUCAGGAUUUACCGAUUUUAAAAUACAAUAACAUGUACAUUAACGGGCAUGUGCACUUAAACAGUAGACAGAUAUAAUGAGUUACUUUAUUUUCUUCUUUUAUUUUAUAAUCACAAGCGCAGUGAAUUUAUUUAAUUUAAUAAUAAUAAUAAUAAUAGUUAUUAAAAAUUUAAAAAAAAAAUUGAAGAUUAUUUGAAAUUAUUAAAAUUGUAAGAAGUGUGAACUAGUGAUUUAUUUUAUGAGUAAUUGUGAGUUAAGUGUGACGUAUGCGAGUAUAUAUGCACGAAGAUAUAACAAAGAUCAAUAAUAAUAUUUAUGUAAAAAUAAUAAAUAAUAAAUUGCGCUUAGGAAAAUUUAUAAAUUAUUUAUAAUAUCACUCUAUCUUUUGACGCGCGUUUAUAAACGUGCUAACGAAUUAGGUUUUAAUAAAUAAUAAUUAUUAAAUAAAUUAAU